CCCGAAGCCAAGAUGGCAGAUCCAUGAUGAGUUGGUAAGUUGGAACAAGAUACAAAUUCAUAUAAAGCUGUUGAUGACUUCAAGCCUAGAGGAUUCUAGUGGAUGAUUUAAUCUAUAAAGAGCCUUGGACAAAGCAAUAUGAAUUUAGAAGAUACUGAACACAGCGACCCGCCUGAAUGGUUGAGAGUUGCUGCAAAUCAAUUGGGGAAUAAAAAGAGAGAUGUUGCAAGAGCAUUGAACUUGCCCAAUGCAACAAUUGAGGAUAUAGAGCAAGACUGCCGUGGAAAUGCUCAGGAAUGCAGUUACAAACUUUUGGAAGCAUGGUACAAGAACUGUUCUAUUGAUGAUAAACUAAAUGCCUUCAGGAGAGCCCUCUGCAAAUGUGAUCUAAAAGAUCUCGCAAACCGUCUUUCGCCAAGACAGAGAAUGCCAUCAGGUUCCAUAAAACCCAUCUCUAACAUUACCCCUAAUGUAAAGGACUACAAGGAUACACAGGACCUGAAACGAUGCAUGGAGCACAUGGAACAGACAAAGUUUGUGGCUCUAACAGGUUUAAGUGGAAGUGGAAAAACAGAAAUAGCUAAAGCUUAUUGGAAUAGGAAAAAAGACCUGUAUGACGUUGGCUGGUUAAUUCCUAGUGAAUCAGACCAAGAAUUACGGAACUCGCUUCUGUUAUUUCAAGAACGUUUGAAAUCAUUCACUGUUGAUCCAAACCAGGAUCUACCGGACAUGUUAUCGCAGGUCAAUUCAGAGAUCAAACGUGAUGCUAAUAGAAAGUUUUUAUUGAUCUUUGAUGAUGUUACAGACUCUACUCAAUAUGUGAUCCAACAAGGCUUUCCACCUUCUGAGAACAUCUCUGUUAUCAUAACGACUCAAACGUCACAUCCGUAUGCCAUCAAGGAAUCCAUACAACCAAUUAAUGGCUUCACUGAGGAUGAGGUAUUGCAGUUUCUGGAAGAACUCCAAGAUAGAAGAGAGAUGAAGAUAAAAUUAUGGGAGGAGAUGAGUCACCUUCCUAGUGCCCUAGCCUGUGCCAAAUUCGACAUCAAUAAACUGAAAAGGGACAUUGAUCAUUAUCUUAAAGGCAUCAAGCAUAAGCAGGUGUAUCGAAUGAUGGAAAGAAGAGACAGAGGCAUACUUGGUAACAGCUAUAAGAAAACACCUAUUGAAGCCCAUGUCCAGAAUGUUCGAACAAUGUUAGAUGAACUGAAAGCUGAUGGUUUGCCCAAACUCUGUAUGGUAUUCAAAGCGAUGGCAUUCUUUGACUCUAAAGCCAUACCUGUCUUCAUCUUGGAGGAUAUAUUGAGGCUCGUUGAUCCCGAUGCAGAUAUGCCAGUUGAAAGUAUGAUAGAUGAACUUCUUAACAAGAUGAUAAAUCGUUCCUAUGUGACCAUAUUCCUUGAGGAUGGUGAUAUGAAACAUCGCUUAGUGGACACCCAUGAUCUAGUACAGCUUGCAACACGCUUCGAAGUUCAAGAGACAUCAGACCACCUAAAGUCCCUUGAGAUCUUGAUGAGAGUCCUACUAUGCUACUUCGCCAAGGAUACAAGAUAUAUGUCAUACUUCAAGAUUAACACACUGCUGAUGCCUCACGUGGAAAUGGUGUUGGAGCAUGUGCACAAGCUGGACCUUUCAUUCGAGAUGAAAAUAAUGGAGAUUGCAAUGUUCGACAUACUGGGAUAUUCACACACUCAAAGUGGGUCAAGAGAGGUAGCAGAACAGAAGUUACAGACUGGUGUGGAUCUGGUCUAUAAGUCUCUGAACAUGGAGGAGGCAGAUGUGGAUAGAGACAUCUCAAUCAAAUUGAGACGUAGAAGUACAGGCAUGCAAUCAGAGAUGCGGGUGGACGACAACCAAGUGACAGACCCAGAUGAAUUUGCUCAUGAAAAGGCAUUAUUCAUGUACGAGAAACUUGAAACUGUAUGUGAUAGAGUUAGUAACAAAUUUGUGGCCAAUACAGUCUUAAAUGCAGAUGAUGUCGCUCAGAUGAAACAGAAAAUUUCGAAAGAUAAGAAAUUCCCAAAGCUUCUAUCACAGGACAGAAUUGAUAGGAAAAUCUAUGAUGAACUCGUGCAGUUGGGGUGUUGCGUACCAGAAGAAAAGAUCAAGAGUAUCUACCUUCCAGAGCUCUAUGCAUCAGUAUUCUACACAUAUGGGCGUAUGUACUUCUACAACAAGGAUAAAUACCAGAGAAAUACAAUGAAUACCAACAUGCUGAUAUCUGCAAUACGUCUCUCUUCAGCCUUAUGCAAGGUCAUUGAGGAAAAAACUGGAGUUGUAGUGUUCCAUAGCAUUCUUACUAAGCGCAAUGCUCUCUUCUACCUGUUAUCAGAAAACAAAAAUGAAAUGGGCAAAGAAAAAUCUUCUGAGGAAAUGCUGAGAAAUUUGUAUCAGGGCCAAAGGGAAUAUGAAAAUCUUAGUAAACUUACAGAUAACAAUGACUGGUACCAGCAUGGCAUCCUGAAAGUCACUAAGAAUGACCGACACCAUAAGUGUGUGUGCACAGAAAAGGUUGUUUUCAUAAGUACUCGUAUUUUGAAAAUGGAGAAAGAUCCCACUAAAAGGGAAGAGGUUAUAAAGAAAGGUCUCGGAAAGAUCAAGAUUUUACAAGAUGAAGUGGACCUUCAAGAGCAGGGUUCUGGGCCAGGACGUACACUUCACAGAGGAUCUGACUUCUAUGUCGUGAGUGCCGAGUUUUAUGAAGCAGCUGGUGAAAAGUAUAUGCAGGAGGCACAUGAUAAUUACAAGAAAGCCACUGGGAGGUUUAAGGCCACAAACUGUAGCCAGUGGAAGAAAUAUGGGAAGGCAUGCGAAGGCCAAAUGAGAACAGCAAAAGCUCUGAAUAUGAAGGAUGUCCUGAAAAAGGCGAAAGAAGAGGGUGACACUUACAAUCUUAAAGCUCCGGCAGAUGCACCAUACAAACAAAACAUUAGUACUCUAACUGCUGAACUUGAAGCGCAAAUGAAAUCACUGAGUAUAGACUCUAGCGAACUUGACAUGGAGUGAUUUGUUAAAUGAACAUGUAUAUAAGAUAUAAAUAUAUAUGCAAAGUUUGACUGAUAUGUAAACAGUGAUGGGUGCCUCGGUUUAACAGCUUAGUGAGCACCCUACAGUGUACAUGUAUACAUACUCUGAUUAUAUCUAAUGCUACACUAUAAAUCUAAUGUUACCAGUUAAGUAAAAUAUCAUGAACAGUUUUACUGUGUCACCACCACAAAUGGUGACAUAUUGUUAUAG
Owenia fusiformis is the source of this 3237-nucleotide messenger RNA. The record is from the annotation of a GenBank genome assembly. NCBI's taxonomy places the organism in Eukaryota, Metazoa, Annelida, Polychaeta, Sabellida, Oweniidae.